AGAACAAAAAAGACAUCCAAAUGCAUAUGCAGGAAACCUUAAGCAAAUCAAGCUUCAUGGCUUUUUAGCCUUAAACUCCUCCCACAUGCAUUUGCUGGUGAGCAGAUAGAGCCAGGAAGGAGAAAGAAAAAGGCAGUCAAAUUCAAUAGGCCCCCACGCGAUCUGGGUCAAAAAUGCCCACAGAAAGAGAGAGAGAGAGAUGUGAGGAUGAAAAGGCAAUGCAUAGAGCCAAAUAGAUGCCACUUUUCUCCUUGGUCCUUGCUAUCUCAAUAUGUCAUGUGAUUCUACAAUCUACUAUGCAAUGCAAGCAUGAAGUAGAAGUAGUUAUUGGUGGUACCUCACCCUCAUCACCGCAUGCAUGCAAGAUCGAUGCAAUCCUCAUCAUAUAGAUACUCCAUAGCUUAGCUUCCACCGACAAUGGCACCACCACCUAUGCUAACUAUUGGAGCUAACAACAAUGGCCGCCUAGCUAGCUAGCCUAGGAGCUCCGUCCAUGGCUCCCCCUCCUCUCUCCUCUUGUGUGAUGAGAUCCUAACUUGGCAUCACCAUCAAAUAAUGCACUGAUCAAUCUCUCACCAUGUCUGCCUUCCCAGUUGGCCAUUUGACCAUUUCCCAAUUCCCACUACAAAUAGCGAGUUGAUCGAUCGAUCUCAGCACCUAGAUCAGAGAGCAGCAGGCAUGGACGACACCAUAGGCGGCAACCGUGGCCUGCUCGGCCAAGCGCGAGACGACGAGCAGGCCAGGAACGUCGUGGUCGUCGGCGCCGGUGCCCUGACUGUGGCGAGGGACUACCAGAGGGGGAACUGGACGCUGCCGGAGACGAUGCUGCUGAUCGAGGCCAAGCGGAAGGUGCACGAGGAGCGGCACCCGGGGGACCAAGGCCUGGCGCGGUGGCGCUGGGUCGAGGACUACUGCUGGCGAGCCGGCUGCCGGCGCAGCCAGAACCAGUGUAACGACCGCUGGGACAACCUCAUGCGGGACUACAAGAAGGUGCGCGCGUACGAGCUCAGCGGCGCUGGGGCCGGUGCCGGCGGCAGAGCGCCCAGCUACUGGGUGAUGGGCAGGGUGGAGAGGAAGGAGAGGGGCCUCCCGAGCAACCUCCUCCGCGAGAUAUACGACGCCAUGGGCGAGGUCAUCGAGAGGAGGAUGAGCAUGGGCUGCGCCGGCAGCAGUGGCGGACCCGGCGCUGCGUUCACGGCGGCGGCGUCUUCUUCCAGCCUACUCGACGUCCCCAUGCAAGCUUCCCCGCUCGCUCAAGUGCUGCCACGACCUCUGCUGCCUCUAGAACAAGAGACGCACGGGCAUUCCAGCCCCGAGUCGCCGGAGAAGAAGAGGAGGCGGCCGUCACUGGACGAGCUACGGCCAGGGAGCAGCACGCCGUUAGCGCCAGGAACGCACGGCCACCGUCAGGAACAAGGACGCCACCGCGAGGAGGAGGACGAGGAAGAGGACGACGAGAGCUCCGAGGCUGAGUACUCCGACGGCGACGACGACUACAACGUCCUGAGCGGCGCGAUCGGCCGGUGCGCGGCGAUCCUGUCGGAGGCGCUGGAGAGCCGGGAGGCCGCGGAGGAGCGGCGGCACCGGGAGGUGAUGGCCGUGGAGGAGCGGCGCGGCCGCGCGCGUCAGGCGCGUCGCGAGGCCGGCGAGCAGUGCGUGGCCGGGCUGGCCGCCGCCGUGAACCAGCUCGCCGGGUCCAUGCUGGCGCUCGCCGCCGCCAAGCACAAGGACAAGGGCGGCGGCCCCGCGGCGCGCAAGUGAGAGACGAGAUCAUCGUCAAGCGGAGAGCUAGCUAGGCAGGGGACCGGUCUCGUCUCUCAUGAUGAUGCCGCGCGCCGUGUGUGUGCAGCUAGCUGCGCUGGAGCAGGAUGCUAGCUAGCUAGCUGCCGCUCCGAUCCGCGCACGCGGCGGGCCAUCGAGUGGGCUUCGACCAGAUCGAGAUCAUCCUGCUGCGCCUGCCAGAGCGCUGAUGCGUGGGCGUGGUCGAUGCUCUCGUCUCGCAGCUCGAGACCGUCAGCGCGUGUGCUGCGGCGAGUCCGAGACGCCCUGGCCCUUCUCCGAUCCGCUUCUGCAUGCAUGUGAGCUAGCUAAGGUUGCUUUCAUUCUGAACUUCUGAUCGUCGUCCUGAAUCUGACAGGUCUAGACUACUGUCGCAGGAUAUGCAUCCAUGGUAGAGAAGCUUUUGGUUAGUUAAUUUGUUCGGUUAAUUA
Molecule: messenger RNA, 2210 nt
Organism: Sorghum bicolor (sorghum)
Lineage: Eukaryota; Viridiplantae; Streptophyta; Magnoliopsida; Poales; Poaceae
Product: trihelix transcription factor ASR3
Exons: 2
Coding region: 679-1761 (360 amino acids)
Source: RefSeq, a predicted model, not a curated record